Molecule: messenger RNA, 972 nt
Organism: Cladocopium goreaui
Lineage: Eukaryota; Dinophyceae; Suessiales; Symbiodiniaceae
Source: the annotation of a GenBank genome assembly
UGCAAUGCCUGGAUUUGAAGUUGUCAGCUGCACAAAACCGCGGGCCUUCAUCUGCAGCUCAUUUUCGCACGCCUUGGACGCCUUGGACGCCUUAGCUGACUUCCUCCGUUCCAAACCAUGGCCGCUCUCCGCGUGGGAAUCAUUUCCAAGGGCACCCGUGGGGACGUCCAGCCAUUUCUGGCCCUAUCCCUGGAGCUUCAAAAACGAGGGCACCAAGUGGUCAUCUGCUGCCCAGCGUGUUGCGUCGACGUGGUUCAGGAAUACGGCCUGGAGGCCUUUCGGAUGAGCUUUGAUCCCAAGAAGGCCAUCCAGUCCAAGGAGAUGCAGCUAGCCAUUGCUGAAGGGGAUGGUGCCAGCUGCGUCAGAGCAUUCAACACUGCACAGGAACGGCAGAUUGAAGAGUCAGGCAUCAAUCCGGCGGAUGAGGUCUAUGACUUCGUGCAAGGCUUUCAGCCUGAUGUGAUUGUGGGUCAUCCCAGCUUUGUGCCACUGAUGAUGGUGGCUGAAGCGAUGUCCGUGCCGUUGAUCAAUGCCCUCUUUAUGCCAUUCCUCCCCUCCGCUGUGGCUCAACCAGUCUUCUUCUCGGCCAAACAGCUGGAGAGAGAUGGAUUGCUGGAACGACCUUUGGAGGCGCAUCGCCUCUUUUGGAACAUGUACAUCAGUCCUGAGGAGUUCCAGCAGCUUCAACUUCUGCGCAAGAGGUGGGGCUUACGACCCUACAAGGAUGUUAUGGAGGUUCAAGCUGCAUACCAUGCUUGUCCCGAAGCAAACUGCUGGAGUAGUCAAGUUAUUGCAGAGCCCGCAGACUUGAAACCGGAGUUCCCCUUGGCUCGCCAAACCGGUUACCUCUUCGCCGAUGCACCGUCAAGCUACACGCCACCCGCGGAGCUGGUAACAUUUCUGGAGGCGAAGACGAAGCCGCUGUACAUUGGUGCCUGGGACAAAACGAGAGAUCCUAUGGACAGAUCAUAA